UUGAGCUCCUUUCAGCAAAAGUGGUAAUGAUUUUGGAGGCUCCGUCUUGCAUAACUUGGCGAUAGAAGCUAGAAAAACGAUUAAAAUCCGCGAAAUAGUGAAGUAUUCGUUAAAUUUCGUCAGAUUUCCUGCCCUGAUUUGGUGUAUUGAUUGAUUGUGGUCGAUCUUUGAUCCACAAACAGGUAAACGUCACGCAAACAUAGCUUGGCAUUUCUGAGUCAAGUUUUCUCUUAGAGCUGCUGGCUUGGAUCGAUGAGGAAAUCAAAAGCCGAAGAAUUUUCAUAUCAAACAGCGAGAACCCAUGAAGAAUCGGAGCUAAUAGAGGAUUGAAGGGUAAAAAGCUAAAUUCAAGAACAAGUCACAAACGGACAAUGUGAGGAAGGUCCUUUUGAUGUGGUUAUAGAGAGAGGUUUUAUUGCAGCUAUUGAUAGAUGCAAAGGAGAAUGUGGAAACGAUAAACUAACUUGUCAUUAUUUAACCCCGGGCUUUAUUGACAUUCACAAUCAUGGCAUGGGUAGGAUUCCAAUUUUGAACAUUGUUUCGACAAUUUUCCUAAACGGCUUGAUAAUACGUGUAAUAUAAAAUGAUUAGAUUAUGCAUGCCAUAUUUAUGUCUUUUUAGUCUGGUCAUAAUGAAAACUUCAUGUUAACCCUGUGAUCUGAUUGUUAAUUCUCCCCUCUAAAAUGUGUCAACAUUCAGUGUUAGAUCAAGAUAAAAACUUCUAUUUGAUGAGCUUGAGUGUUCCCUUGACCAAUUUUCUGGAUGAUGCAUGGAAACUGUAGGGAAAAGUUACAUGUUCAUCACUUCUGGGAGUUAAAGGGUUAAGUGCAGUAAUCUUAGGGAUACACGUGAUAAGAUGGGGAAAAGGCAGGAGCUCUUGCACAGAGGAGAAGGGGCCCUCUUUCUAACCCUACACAAGACAAGUAAGGGCACUCUGGCUUGAUUCUUUUUAAGGAACUUAAGAAGACUGAUUCAUGAUGCAUCACCACACCAAAAAAACCUUUGCCCACAGUGCCCACUCAACUUUUAGGCUGUAACCUCUAAAAGUUAUAUUGCUCAUUGCUAUGAUAAAUAAAGUGACUGAGUGGUUGAUAGAUUUUUUUCUUUCAUAUGGUAAAAAUAAAGCUACUAAAGUUGGUUUUUGGCUGAUAUUAUUGUUAGGUGGGGCAGAUGAUGUAACAGAGUUUUGGUGUAAUCCAGACUUUACAAGAUCUAGACUUAUUCAAUAUGGAACAACAUCAUUUUUGGCAUCAGUGGUCUUUCCUGAUCAUCCUCUUGGUGAGAAGGAGGACAAAAUCCUGAAAAUACUUGAAAGCCAUGUGGGACUUAUUGAUGGAAAUGGAGCAGUUUUAGAAGGAAUCCAUUCUGAGGGACCCAUUAUCACAGAUCUUGGUGCUAUGCCACAAAGUUACAACGACAUGACCUCUGACGAGUUUGAGCAGCUCCUUGAUAAGAUGCCUCAUUUGAAAGUCAUGACGAUCAGCCCUCAUGCAGAAGCAUCUCACAAUUACAACAGAAUUAAAUGCCUGCUGAGAAGGGAAGUGGUCCCAGCCCUUGGCCAUGAUAAACAGGCCACUGAGGAGGAAAUUCUCACUGCUUUGUCACUCAGCAAAAGUCAACAGCUUCAUUUGACACAUCUUUUUAAUGUCUGUUCCUUCCAUCACAGAUCUCCAGGUCUUGUUAACUUUGGACUCCUGGAUGAAUUGCCAAACCUUUCAAAGUAUAGAGGAAUAAAAACCCCAACAGUAGAAAUCAUAGGAGAUCUAGCACAUGUAGAUCCUAUGGCUGUUUCAUUGUUGUUAAAAGCCCGCCACUUCAAAAACAUUGCCUUUAUUACAGACUGUGUUCUAGAAGGCAUCCCCGGAAAAACUGUCAAGUAUGGAAGCAAACAAAUUCAGGUUUCUCCCAGUGGCCGUACUCUGUCAAUUGCAGGAACAAAUACCUUGGCUGGAAGUUGUGGCACUCUCCUUGGUGCUUUUCACUCCCUGAUUCACAUAUUUAGAGUUCCUUUGGGAGAUGCUGUAGCAAUGUUAUCUGAAAACCCUGCCAGAAUUGCAAAGAUCUCCCAUACAGGACUCAUAGAAGUGGGAAAAAGAGCUGAUCUAUUAUUGUUUGAUACACAGUUAAACCUCUCAAGAACAAUUGUAUCUGGAAAAGUAGUUUUUCAAACAAACUAGAACUACCUCUCUAUAAAAAUGUGUAUAGAUGGUGGAGACUUCUUAAGAAAUUUGCUCAAUUUGUUUGAACUUAUACUGGAUUCAAGUAACUUUAUAUUCAUACAAAUUAACAUUUUAAAAUGUAUAAAAGUUAUAAAAAAGACAUUUCAUGAGGUGGAUAGUUAGAUAAAUAAUUAAUAAAAAUAUUCAUAUUCACAGCCUCCUGAGGCUAAAUUACAUGACAUUUUCAAAAAGUAAGUGAUAUAUACUUUUAUUAUACUUGUGGUAGGGGUUAUCAGCUGAAGGCUGAGGGUGAUAACCCUUACAGAGACCUUGCUUAUUCUGGAUAUCACAAAAACUGAAUCUAAUAAUUGUUUUAUUAUACAUUGAAUAAAAAAAAUGGUCACAACA
Molecule: messenger RNA, 2567 nt
Organism: Pocillopora verrucosa
Lineage: Eukaryota; Metazoa; Cnidaria; Anthozoa; Scleractinia; Pocilloporidae
Source: RefSeq, a predicted model, not a curated record